UCGCUGAAUUUGAAAAUCAAUCAAAAAGAUUUAGCAGAAUCCAGAGACCAGAAACAGAGAGACUGAGAUGGCUACGAAACUUGGAACAUCUAUGGAGGAGGUGGAAAUCAAUAAUGAUAUCGGAGGAGAGAAUCAAUCUCGAAACAUCAAAUUAGAAGUCGCAAUUCGAUGCGCCAAAUCCGCCAUGCUGCUCUCUUCUCUCAAACGACAUCAUUCCUCCCACAGUUCCACCACACUCACCAAUGAUGACGAAAAAGUGGAGGAGCUGAAGAAAGAGCUGGUAAAGGCCAGAGUGAAGAAUAAGAAGAUGAGAACCUGCAGCUUUUACGAGCUUUGUCUCCAGAUCGCGCUCUUGUUCUCUCUCUGGACUCUGUGUUUGUUGAUCGCCUUCAAUUUUCUCCAUCAGUUCGCAAAUAAUUCUCCGCCAUAAACGAUCGACUGCGUCUAAUUGUUUGUAACAGUCAUGGAUUUUAGAUUCUGGAACUCUGUAAACAGGAAGGCGGUAGUAAUCUGUAUUGAUUGAAUUUCAGUAGAAGCUUUGAGUUUACUUGUAGUUGAAGUAGAAUAUCUAUCUCAAUUGAUAGUUAUCACAAAUAACGGGAUUUUGUUUGUUU
Coffea arabica (coffee) is the source of this 614-nucleotide messenger RNA. The record is from RefSeq and is a predicted model, not a curated record. NCBI's taxonomy places the organism in Eukaryota, Viridiplantae, Streptophyta, Magnoliopsida, Gentianales, Rubiaceae.